AUGCCGCUUACAACCACUGUCAUUGGUAGCUACCCGAAACCCGACUACCUCGGUAUUCCUGAUUGGUUUGACGGGCUUACAUCGACAGAACGGUACAGUGCUAUAUGGAAUCGCAGGCCCCACGAUCGUCGUAUUAAAGGAUUCAAUUUCAAUAUGCUCACUGAGACUUCCACGCGUAAUGGAGCUUGGACAGCCAAACUACCAACUAUCACAGGCAAGAUUGAGCUCAUGGAUGGAAAUACGUGGGCGGCUGAAGAAUGGAGAGGUGCCCAGAAUUUGACAGACACUCCCGUUAAAUUCACGAUUCCUGGUCCCGCAACUUUAAUUGGGUCAACCCACAAUGCAUUUUAUGAUGAUAAACGGACGUUGAGUGAAGAUCUGGUAAAAGUAAUAAACUACCAAAUACGUGCGCUAGCUAAAGCAGGUUGCCGACAUAUUCAGUUGGACGAACCUGUUUUUGCAAGAUUCCCUGAUACUGCAUUGAAUUAUGGGAUAGAACAUGCGGAACGGUGUUUUGAUGGUAUCGGUUUGGAAGUUGAAAAGACGGUUCACAUAUGCUGUGGUUAUCCCUGCUAUCUUGACCAACAAGAUUACCAGAAAGCUGACCAAGAAGCGUACUUCAAGAUUAUUGAUAAGUUAGACAGCGCUGGGUUUGAUGCAAUUUCUCUCGAGGACGCACACCGCUAUAACGAUCUGAGACUCCUUGAUCGAAUCAAGAAAUCCAAAGUUGUCUUAGGCGCUGUUACCAUAGCAAACAGUCGCGUGGAAACUGUCGAGGAGAUACGUAAUCGAUUAGAGGAAGUGUUACGUCACAUUCCCGCUAGCCGUCUGAUGGUUUCACCAGACUGUGGCCUGGGGUUUCUACCGCCCCCUAUUCUUAAGGAAAAACUUGCUAACAUGGUAGCUGCAGCAAAAUCUAUCCAGUGUGACCCAGAAGUGAUAUGCUGA
Saccoglossus kowalevskii is the source of this 948-nucleotide messenger RNA. RefSeq lists its product as uncharacterized. The record is from RefSeq and is a predicted model, not a curated record. Lineage: Eukaryota; Metazoa; Hemichordata; Enteropneusta; Harrimaniidae. Gene Ontology annotation, molecular function: 5-methyltetrahydropteroyltriglutamate-homocysteine S-methyltransferase activity; zinc ion binding.